Messenger RNA from Orycteropus afer afer, 558 nucleotides. RefSeq names its product interferon beta 1 (gene IFNB1). The coding region runs from base 1 to 558 and encodes 185 amino acids. Gene Ontology annotation, molecular function: cytokine activity; type I interferon receptor binding. NCBI's taxonomy places the organism in Eukaryota, Metazoa, Chordata, Mammalia, Tubulidentata, Orycteropodidae. Gene Ontology annotation, biological process: defense response; adaptive immune response; response to exogenous dsRNA. The transcript has a single exon. Gene Ontology annotation, cellular component: extracellular region. The record is from RefSeq and is a predicted model, not a curated record.
AUGACCACCAGGUGCAUCCUCCAAAUGGCUCUCCUGUUGUGCUUCUCCACCACAGCUCUUUUCAGGAGCUACAACCUGCUUCAAUUCCAACAAAGACGCAGCGCUAUGGCCUGUCAGAAGCUCUUGAAGCAGUUGAGUGGGAACCCUGAAUCUUGCCUUGACGACAGGAUGAACUUCCAGGUCCCUGAGGAGAUUAACCAACCAAGGCAGUUCCAGAAAGAGGACACUGCAUUGAUCAUCUAUGAGAUGUUGCACCAGAUCUUUGGUAUUUUCAGAAGAAAUUUCUCCAGUACUGGCUGGAAUGAAACUGUCAUUGAGAACCUUCGAGCCGAGUUAUAUCAGCAGAUGGACCGUCUGGAUACAAUCCUGGAGGAAUAUAUGGAGGAGGACAACUCCACCUGGGGAAACGUCAAGACCCUCGUGCACCUGAAGAAAUAUUACUCGAGGAUCAUCCAGUACCUGAAAGCCAAGGACUACAGCAGCUGUGCCUGGACAAUAGUCCGAAUGGAAACCCUCAUUAACUUUUCAAUCAUUAGAAGUCUUAUAGAUUACCUAUAA